Molecule: messenger RNA, 6749 nt
Organism: Pygocentrus nattereri (red-bellied piranha)
Lineage: Eukaryota; Metazoa; Chordata; Actinopteri; Characiformes; Serrasalmidae
Gene: neurl4
Product: neuralized E3 ubiquitin protein ligase 4
Exons: 29
Coding region: 30-4799 (1589 amino acids)
Molecular function (GO): ubiquitin protein ligase activity
Source: RefSeq, a predicted model, not a curated record
UCUUCCCUCCGGGCCGCCCCAGCGCGAUCAUGGCGGCGGAGCUGCAUCCGCGCAGCGGGAAGCUCAUCGGUCUGUCAAACUCUAACAGGACCGCGCAGCGAAACCAGCCCGUGCAGGAGUUUAACCACGGCCUGGUGCUCAGCCGGGAGCCGCUGCGUGACCGGGACGUCUUCACAGUUCGGAUUGACAAGAAGGUGAACUCGUGGAGUGGCUCCAUAGAGAUUGGAGUGACUGCGCUGGACCCGGCUGCACUCGAUUUCCCCAGCAGCGCCACGGGGCUGAAAGGCGGGUCCUGGAUUGUCUCGGGCUGUUCUGUACUAAAGGACGGCCGCUCAGUGCUAGAGGAGUACGGACGUGACCUGGACCAGCUGGGGGAGGGUGAUCGUGUAGGGAUCCAACGCAACGGCAGGGGGGAGCUGCACUUGUGGGUGAACGGGCAGGACUGUGGCGCGGCCGCCAGUGGCCUCCCUUCACGCCUGUGGGCAGUGGUGGACCUCUACGGGAAGUGUACUCAGGUCACUGUGGUCAGCUGUGAGCCCCCGCCAGACACAGAAGAUCAAGAGGAAGACGAAGAGGAACGGGAGGAGGAGGUGGUAUUGCCAUCUCCAGCUGCUCUGACAACGGAGGCGUGCCGGGACCAUGAGGACCGGACAGGGGCUCUGGUGCUGCCUGCUGUUCCUGCUUUAGCCACAGUGAUGAACGGGUCAGCAGAGGAAGUGCCUGAAGUCACAAGGGGACACAGCCGACCGGACAAGUUCCCCAACAACUUUGAGCCGGAUACUGUCCUUACAGAGCACCAGUUAUUUGAUGUGUUCAACAAUGCCAUUGUCUCACUGUACCGCUCAGAAGAUGAGGGUGGAGAAGAUCUGGGGCUGGGUGGAGCAGGUGGAGGAGGUUCAGACCCCUCCAGAGCAGGUGCAGGAAGUAACAAUGGAGCCAGAGGAGGAGGAGGAAAUGAAAAUGGCAAUGGAGGCAGUGCUGAAGGUGGGGGUAGCACUAAUAACAGUCCAUCAGGAAGUGCAGGGGGCACAGCGGGCACUGGCGGCAUGACCACCAAUGACGCACUGCUCUUCCACGAGAAAUGUGGCACUCUAAUUAAACUGAGCAACAACAACAAGACAGCUGAGAGGAGGAGGCCACUGGACGAGUUCAAUAACGGAGUGGUCAUGACCAACCGCCCACUCAGGCAUAAUGAGAUGUUUGAGAUUCGUAUUGACAAACUGGUGGAUAAAUGGUCAGGAUCCAUUGAGAUUGGAGUGACAACCCACAACCCUAACAAUCUGGACUACCCAGCCACAAUGACCAACUUGCGCUCUGGUACGAUCAUGAUGAGUGGCUGUGGGAUUUUGACCAAUGGGAAGGGGACACGUAGGGAGUACUGUGAAUUCAGCCUGGAUGAGCUUCAGGAGGGGGAUCAUAUAGGGCUAAUGAGGAAAGCCAGUGGAGCGUUACACUUCUACAUCAAUGGCAUAGACCAAGGUGUGGCUGCUAACCAGACCCCAGGUGUGGUAUAUGGAGUGGUGGAUCUUUACGGAAUGGCGGUUAAAGUCACUAUCGUCCACAAUCACAACCAUAGUGACCGUUUACGUCGCAACAAUGCCAUUAUGAGAGCGCUGUCACCUGACGUUGGGCGACCUCGGCCUGCCCUCUCAUUGACCCCUGACCCAGAAGCCCCGGAUCGUCUGCUUUUCCAUCCAAAUUGUGGCCAGAAGGCAGCCAUCAUUGGUGAUGGCAGGACUGCACUGCGACCUCAUGCCACAGAUGACUUUAAUCAUGGAGUGGUGCUAAGCAACCGCCCACUGCAUUCCAAUGAAGUGUUCCAGGUGCGCAUUGACAAAAUGGUGGAUAAAUGGGCGGGAUCCAUUGAGAUUGGAGUGACAACACAUAACCCUGCCUACCUGCAGCUACCUUCCACCAUGACCAACCUGCGCUCAGGGACGUGGAUGAUGACUGGCAAUGGAGUGAUGCACAAUGGAACAACUAUACUGGAUGAAUAUGGACACAACUUGGACCGACUAAAAGCUGGAGACACUGUGGGCGUGGUGCGUAAGGACGAUGGUAGCCUGCAUUUCUUUGUGAAUGGAGUGCCUCAGGGACCAGCAGCCUGGAACGUACCACCCAGUGUGUAUGCUGUAGUUGACCUAUACGGACAGGCAGCCCAAGCAACCAUCAUGGAUGACAUGGCUGAUCUCCCUCCUCUCCCGGAUGAUAAUUCAGAGGGACCAACAGCCAUGUCUCCUGGCAGCCCGUGUUCCAUUACAGGGGCCAGUGCAGCCAGUGACCUGCGCUUCCAUCAGCUGCAUGGCACUAAUGCAGUCAUCACAAAUGGUGGCCGCACAGCACUCCGGCAGAACUGUCGCAGCGAGUUUAAUGAUGCCAUCGUCAUCUCCAACAGGUGCCUUCGUGAUGGAGAGUUGUUUGAGAUUGUGAUUCAGAAGAUGGUGGAUCGCUGGUCAGGCUCAAUAGAGGCAGGAGUGACUGCCAUUAGGCCAGAGGAGCUGGAAUUCCCCAACACUAUGACUGACAUUGACUAUGACACCUGGAUGCUGAGUGGCACAGCAAUCAUGCAGGAUGGGAACACCAUGCGGAAUAACUACGGCUGUGAUCUUGACUCUCUGAGCACAGGCUCCAGGAUUGGAAUGAUGCGGACAGCCUCAGGGGAUCUGCACUACUACAUAAAUGGAGUGGACCAGGGAGUGGCCUGUACUGGCCUGCCACCAGGUAAAGAGGUGUAUGCAGUGAUUGAUCUAUAUGGGCAGUGCGUGCAGGUGUCCAUCACUAGCUCAUCUGGCCCUCUGGAUAAUAGCUUGUGCACAAGUAAUAUCACAGAGAAGAGUUUUCCUAUACACUCUCCAGGUAUGGCAGGAGUGGCUCAUCGAUUGCACAACAAACAUGGGAAAAACGUGGUGUUACUAGGAGAUGGUUGCCAGGCAGUCAGGGUGGGAGGUUAUGCUCAUGGAAUUGUCUUCAGUGCUAAGGAACUUAAGACAGAUGAACUGUUUGAGGUAAAGAUAAAUGAGGUGGAUGAGCAAUGGUCUGGUUCGCUUCGCAUUGGCUUGACAACCCUGCAGCCCCCUGACCUGCCUUCCUGCCCCCUUAGCGGCCUCUCACCUUCUCUCACUCAGCUUCGGUCAAAGGUGACCUGGCUGCUCGCUGGUUCAGAGGUCAGACGCAACGGCGUACUGCAGAGACAGAACUAUGGUUGCUCACUGGACCGCCUGACGGUAGGGAACCGUGUUGGUGUGAAGAGAUGCAGUGAUGACACAAUGCAUAUCUUUAUUGACGGAGAGGAUAUGGGACCAGCAGCUACCGCUGUGGCUAAGAAUGUGUAUGCGGUGCUGGAUCUGUAUGGAAAGGUGACGGCCGUGUCAAUUGUCAGCUCCACGCUAGUAGAGGACACGGAGAGUGUGAAGGCUCCCUCGCUCUCAUCUGACAGCUGCAGUGAGGGAGAGGAUGACUCCACACCGUGUGAAAAUGAGCCUACCCUGGUGCCCAUGGCAAUGGCCUUUCUGGAAAAUCAUGGGAAGAACAUCCAGCUGUCCAAUCAGAACCUGACUGCAGCCCGAGUGUCUAGCUACAACCAGGGCCUAUUGGUCACAGCACAACCUCUACCCCGUCAACAACUUUUCCAGUUUCAGAUAGACAGACUGAACUCAUCUUGGACAUCAUCUUUGUCGCUCGGUGUGAUCGGUCACUCUCCUGAUCGCCUCAACUUCCCCUCCACGGCCUGCUGCCUUAAACGCUCUGUCUGGCUGCUGCAGCGAGACUCUGUCUUCCACAACUCACUAAAGAUCUGUGAGAACUAUGGGCCAAACUUGGACACGUGUCCUGAAGGGACAGUGCUAGGGCUUCUGGUGGACGCUAAUGGCUGUCUCCACCUGCAUGUGAAUGGGAUGGAUCAGGGAGUUGCAGCCCAGGACAUCCCCACUCCCUGCUACCCCCUCAUUGACCUUUAUGGGCAGUGUGAACAGGUUACCAUAGUAACGAACCAUGUGCCGGCAGUUGGUGCAGAGAGUGGUGAUGUACGUUGCCAAGGUGACAUGGAGAAGGCUGAUAUGGUAGAUGGAAUAAAAGAAAGUGUGUGUUGGACACCUCCUCCUGCAGUGAACCCCAAUAAGACAUGCGAGUACCAGGCGCUCUGCUCAAGAUUCAAAGACCUACUCACACUGCCCGAUGGUUACUUCAAUGAGGAUGCCAAGUAUAACCUGUGCUACUGUGAGUCCUGCCACAAGCUACGUGGUGAUGAAGCGUACUACAAGCGAGGCGAGCCACCCAGAGACUAUGCACUGCCAUUCGGGUGGUGCCGUUUUGCUCUGAGGAUCAAGCCACACUGUGAGGUAUCAAAUACUUUUAAGAAGUGGCACAUUGCGUAUCAUGGCACAAGUGUGGGGUCUCUUCGUCGCACGCUGGAUCACAGCCAGCUCCUGCCAGCAGAGUCGUCCUCUGUGUUCUCGGCGUCCCCUGUGAAGGCGGAGAGUCAUGGCAGCUAUGGCGAGCCAGAGGAGAACAGUGCCCCGGAGCGAGAGAUCCCUUGUGUGCGCCUUUCUCCCACCAUGCGUUACUCUGGCCUGGAGGUCUUUGCCCCUAAAGUGCAAUUCCGAGACCCACGCUCCCUGCGCUGUCACCAUGCCCAGGUGGGCUUCCAGGUGUGUGUGCGUCCAGGCUCCUACAAGGUGGGCCCGCAGUCACUGGGCAUCAGCGAGCCGCUGGAUCCCAGGUUCAGCAACACAGAGAUUGAGUGGAUUACCAAGGAAAAAGGAGGCACCCUUCUCUAUGGCCUGCUCAUCCGUGUGGAGUGAGGAGAGAAUGGCAGAGACAGACAGAAAGAGAGAGAGCAUCCCCUGUAUGAACUCUGCAUAUCACCUCCCAACCCUCUUCAGAGCUUUCAUACCAGAGGAUGAAGUGUCAUACUUCUGUUUUUUUUGGGCUUUCCUCUCCCUUAAAAGUUUGUAUUUGUCGUGUUUUACUUGAGGUUCAUGGAUUUGGAGACACGUCCUGCACUUUAUGUUUUGGACACCAGUGGGUGAAUUUAAAAAAAAAAAAUUUUCUUCUUAAUUUCAUGUUUGCCUCUUCACUGGCCUGGUUUCUAGAUAGUAUGUUAUGGGUACUUCCUGUCAACGUCCUAUUAGACAGUGCAGUAACCUAGAACAUACAGUUUGGUGUAUCCAGGAUGCUCUAUUCUCUCCUUCUCUCUGUCAGUCACUCCUUUUGCUACGUAAGAGCCCUCACUCAUACCUGAAUUAAAGUCAGACUGAGCAAACACAAAUCACCUCUUCAUAGCACAGCCCUGGAUCCUGUGAAAUUUUUUAAAGACUUUUGCAAGGGACAAAUCAACCUGCAAACAGACACCUGAAAAAACAAACAAACAAAAAAAAUAAACAAGAAGAAAAUAAUCUAAACAGUGACCCAAAAAUGGAAAAAAGACUUGAAGAAACUAGGAUCAGGAAGAGACUUAAUAUUGACUACAACAGUCUGUGAUUUCAUUUGUUUUUUCUUGCUUUGUCGAUUCCACUUUAUGCAAGGUGACAAACUGCGUAUUUACACAAUAAAUAUACACAUGUAAAUAGAAUGUUUUAAGGGUCACAUCCAGACAGUAUUACAUUUUUAUUACUGAAGUCCUGUUUAACAGCAAGCAUGGACACAUCACUUCUUUCUAAUUUGUGUGAAUACACAGGCAGCAGCUUGUGUGGACUGGAGCUGUUUUGUUUUUCAUUCUAGUCCCGUGAGGGUCCAACUGUCCUCCUAUGUCUGUUACACAGUAGCAAUAUGGGGAUAUCUUUCAUAUGCAUUGAUCUAACUUUAAAUCUUCCUGCUUAAAAUGUCUGAUUGGACUUGCAGAUCACAUUGCACUAUAAUCAUCUGAACUGGAAUAAAAUACUAGGUCUAAUUAGUAAAUACAGUUAUUCAAACUAAUACCUCUUCUGCCAAAAGCUAAUUCUUUUGGAACUCCACAAGGUGCAAAGGAGCCAUACAUGAGUAAGAAAUUUGGUGAAUUGGACGCAGCUUGCAUUAUUGUAGGAUUUCUUGUCCCACAUUAGAAAGAAUGCCCUCUUGUUCCAAAAUUGUUGAAUGUGCUCUUCACAUUAAACAAGGCUAUUGGUAAUCUGCUCAGUUGUACUGUGGAGGAUUUGGCAGAAAGUUAUGGGCAGUCGUCUGUAUUCUCUCUGCCAACAAGAAGGACUGUUACAGUCCUAUUAAUAUGCCUAAGAGGUUUCAUGUAAAGUAUUGUGGGAAAUGAAGUUCAAAUUUGUUUGUUUACACCGAGUGUAUGAAUGAUUUAUUUUUAAAUAGAUGUUUACUGUCAUCCAGAAUUACAAACAUCAUUUUCUUGACAAGGAUUGCACAGUUUGAAGCCCUCUCUUAAAGACAGAGCCUAGCUUAUGUUUUGUUUUUAGAAUUGAAAUUCGAGAGCUUACUCUUUCUAAAGGCAUAUCUGGAAACUGAGGUUUUUGUGUUUAGUUGCCAAGAUGAACUACUUGAGUGUAUGUUUUACAUGAGCAAUCCCACUAUGUUGCCAAUGGCCGUGUCUGAAUCUGAAUGAAUGCUUGCUAUGUAAAUCAAAAUGUGAAUACACAGGGUUCAUGUUGGCCCUUUGCUGCUUUUUUUCAGUCAUGGUUUUGUAUUAUUUGUUCAUGUUUGUUUUAUUUUUAUUUCUUUAUGUUGUACAGGCUGUUACAUAACACUAAUAUUAUCUUCCUGAUUUGUAAAAAAAAAUAAAAAUACAAAAAAGAGACAGUUAUGCACAAUAA